AUGGGGAUGAAAAGCCAGGAAUGCGGAGGCCGACUUCUGCUCAGCCCUGCUCCCGUGGAUAGAGAGGCUGGAGCCCAGGGCAUCAGCCACAGUGUGGCCCUGGUUACGCCUCCUCUGGCUCAGUCACACAGCUACCUGGUAGGUGACUGGAGGUGUAUAGUUGUCCUCGCCUGGAUUGUGCUGAUGUGGCCCCAACCCCACCACCCUACCCAUCCCAUGAUGUCCGAAGAAACCCCACAGAUCAAAUUGGCCAAGGCCAAGGAAAAGUUGAGAGACUCUCAUCCCCAGGCCAACCCUCGUGUUGGUACAGGAGCAAGCGACACCAAAAAGAAGAACAUAAAUAAUGGCACUAACCCUGAGACAACCACUUCUGGUGGUUGCCACUCACCUGAGGAUGAAACGAAGGCAAGCCACCAACAUCAGGAUGCCCUAAGGAGGGAGCUAGAGGCCCAGGUUCAUACCACACAAAUCCUUACAUUUCAGAAAACGGAGCUUCAGACGGCACUCUAUUACAGCCAGCAUGCUGUCCGGCAGUUGCAAGGAGAGACCAGGGAUCUGGUGUGCCGCCUCCAUGAAUCAUGGAAGUUUUCCAGAGAAUUAGAGUGGGCCCUCUCUGCUAUCACUACACAGAAGAGGAAGGCAGACAGGUACAUCGAGGAGUUAACGAAGGAGAGGGACGCACUGAGUCUGGAACUGUACAGGAACACCAUAAUCGAUGAGGAGCUGAAGCAGAAAAAUAUCAAAUUAGAAGAAAAACUUCGACUUCAAGAGACUCAAAAGUCUGAGAUCCAGCUCAACGUAAAGGAGCUAGAAAGGAAGCUGGAGAGGGCCAAGCUCCUGCUGCCACAGCAGCAGCUGCAGGAGGAGGCUGACCACCUGGGUAAGGAGCUUCAGAGUGUGUCAGCAAAGCUCCAAGCCCAGGUGGAAGAGAACAAGUUGUGGAACCGCCUGUACCAGCAACAGGAAGAGAAGAUGUGGAGGCAGGAGGAGAAGAUACAGGAGCAGGAGAAGAAGAUACGGGAGCAGGAGGAGAAGAUACGGGAGCAGGAGGAGAAGAUACAUGAGCAGGAAGAGAAGAUACGGGAGCAGGAAAAGAAGAGGCAGGAGCAGGAAGAGAAGAUGUGGAGGCAGGAGGAGAAGAUACAGGAGCAGGAGCAGAAGAUACGGGAGCAGGAAGAGAAGAUGUGGAGGCAGGAGGAGAAGAUUUGGAGGCAGGAGGAGAAGAUGCACGAGCAGGAGGAGAAGAUACAGGAGCAGGAGAAGAAGAGGCAGGAGCAGGAAGAGAAGAUGUGGGAGCAGGAGGAGAAGAUUUGGAGGCAGGAGGAGAAGAUGCAUGAGCAGGAGGAGAAGAUACAGGAGAAGGAGGAGAAGAGGCGGGAGCAGGAGGAGAAGAUGUGGAGGCAGGAGGAGAAGAUACAGCAGCAGGAGAAGAAGAUACGGGAGCAGGAGGAGAAGAUACAGGAGCAGGAGCAGAUGUGGAGGCAGGAGAAGAUACAGGAGCAGGAGGAGAAUAUGCACAAUCAGGAGGAGAAGAUACAGGAGCAGGAGGAGAAGAUACAUGAGCAGGAGGAGAAUAUGCGAGAGCAGGAAAAGAAGAGGCAGGAGCAGGAGGAGAAGAUGCGGAGGCAGGAGGAGAAGAUACAGGAGCAGGAGGAGAAGAUACACGAGCAGGAGGAGAAUAUACGAGAGCAGGAGAAGAAGAGGCAGGAGCAGGAGGAGAAGAUGCAGAGGCAGGAGGAGAAGAUACAGGAGCAGGAGGAGAAGAUACACGAGCAGGAGGAGAAUAUACGAGAGCAGGAGAAGAAGAGGCAGGAGGGAGAGAAGAUGCGGAGGCAGGAGGAGAAAAUGUGGAGCCAGGAGGAGAAGAUACGGGAGCAGGAGGAGAAGAUACGGGAGCAGGAGCAGAAGAUAUGGAGGCAGGAGGAGAAGAUAUGGGAGCAGAAGGAGACGAUGCGGGAGCAGGAUGAGAUGAUGCGGGAGCAGGAGGAGAAGAUGUGUGAGCAGGAGGAGAAGCUGUUGGAGGAGGAGAAGAUGUGUGAGCAGGAGGAGAAGCUGUGGGAGAAGGAGAAGAAGAUGCGGGAGCAGGAGGAGAAGAUGUGGAGGCAGGAGAAGAAGCUACGGGAGCAGGAAGAGAAGAUGUGGAGGCAGGAGGAGAAGAUACGGGAGCAGGAGAAGAAGAUCUGGGAGAAGGAGGAGAUGAUGCAGGAGCAGGAGGAGAUGUGGAGGCAGGAAAAGAUACAGGAGCAGGAGGAGAAUAUGCACAAUCAGGAGGAGAAGAUACGGGAGCAGGAGGAGAAGAUACACGAGCAGGAGGAGAAUAUACGAGAGCAGGAGAAGAAGAGGCAGGAGCAGGAGGGGAAGAUGCAGAGGCAGGAGGAGAAGAUACAGGAGCAGGAGGAGAAGAUACGGGAGCAGGAGGAGAAGAUACACGAGCAGGAGGAGAAUAUACGAGAGCAGGAGAAGAAGAGGCAGGAGCAGGAGGGGAAGAUGCGGAGGCAGGAGGAGACGGUACAGGAGCAGGAUGAGAAGAUACGGGAGCAGGAGGAGAAGAUACAGGAGCAGGAGCAGAAGAUACGGGAGCAGGAGGAGAAGAUACAGGAGCAGGAGGAGAUGUGGAGGCAGGAGGAGAAGAUACAGGAGCAGGAGGAGAAUAUACACAAUCAGGAGGAGAAGGUAAGGGAGCAGGAGGAGAAGAUACACGAGCAGGAGGAGAAUAUACGAGAGCAGGAAAAGAAGAGGCAUGAGCAGGAGGAGAGGAUGCGGAGGCAGGAGGAGAAAAUGUGGAGCCAGGAGGAGAAGAUACGGGAGCAGGAGGAGAAGAUACGGGAGCAGGAGCAGAAGAUACGGGAGCAGGAGGAGAAGAUACAGGAGCAGGAGGAGAUGUGGAGGCAGGAGGAGAAGAUACAGGAGCAGGAGGAGAAUAUGCACAAUCAGGAGGAGAAGAUACAGGAGCAGGAGGAAAAGAUACACGAGCAGGAGGAGAAUAUACGAGAGCAGGAGAAGAAGAGGCAGGAGCAGGAGGAGAAGAUGCGGAGGCAGGAGGAGAAAAUGAUGUGGAGGCAGGAGAAGAAGCUACGGGAGCAGGAAGAAAAGAUGUGGAGGCAGGAGGAGAAGAUACAGGAGCAGGAGAAGAAGAUCUGGGAGAAGGAGGAGAUGAUGCAGGAGCAGGAGGAGAUGUGGAGGCAGGAAAAGAUACAGGAGCAGGAGGAGAAUAUGCACAAUCAGGAGGAGAAGAUACGGGAGCAGGAGGAGAAGAUACACGAGCAGGAGGAGAAUAUACGAGAGCAGGAGAAGAAGAGGCAGGAGCAGGAGGGGAAGAUGCAGAGGCAGGAGGAGAAGAUACAGGAGCAGGAGGAGAAGAUACGGGAGCAGGAGGAGAAGAUACAGGAGCAGGAGCAGAAGAUACGGGAGCAGGAGGAGAAGAUACAGGAGCAGGAGGAGAUGUGGAGGCAGGAGGAGAAGAUACAGGAGCAGGAGGAGAAUAUACACAAUCAGGAGGAGAAGAUAAGGGAGCAGGAGGAGAAGAUACACGAGCAGGAGGAGAAUAUACGAGAGCAGGAAAAGAAGAGGCAUGAGCAGGAGGAGAGGAUGCGGAGGCAGGAGGAGAAAAUGUGGAGCCAGGAGGAGAAGAUACGGGAGCAGGAGGAGAAGAUACGGGAGAAGGCAGAAGAUACGGGAGCAGGAGAGAAGAUACAGGAGCAGGAGGAGAUGUGGAGGCAGGAGGAGAAGAUACAGGAGCAGGAGGAGAAUAUGCACAAUCAGGAGGAGAAGAUACGGGAGCAGGAGGAGAAGAUACACGAGCAGGAGGAGAAUAUACGAGAGCAGGAGAAGAAGAGGCAGGAGCAGGAGGAGAAGAUGCGGAGGCAGGAGGAGAAAAUGUGGAGCCAGGAGGAGAAGAUACGGGAGCAGGAGGAGAAGAUACGGGAGCAGGAGCAGAAGAUAUGGAGGCAGGAGGAGAAGAUAUGGGAGCAGAAGGAGACGAUGCGAGAGCAGGAUGAGAUGAUGCGGAAGCAGGAGGAGAAGAUGUGUGAGCAGGAGGAGAAGCUGUUGGAGAAGGAGGAGAAGAUGUGUGAGCAGGAGGAGAAGCUGUGGGAGAAGGAGAAGAAGAUGCGGGAGCAGGAGGAGAAGAUGUGGAGGCAGGAGAAGAAGCUACGGGAGCAGGAAGAGAAGAUGUGGAGGCAGGAGGAGAAGAUACGGGAGCAGGAGAAGAAGAUCUGGGAGAAGGAGGAGAUGAUGCAGGAGCAGGAGGAGAAGAUGUGUGAGCAGGAAGAGAAGAUGUGGGAGCAGGAGGAGAAGAUGCAGAGGCAGGAGGAGAAGAUGCGGGAGCAGGAAAUGAGGCUGUGGCAGCAGGAGGAGAAGAUGCAGGAGCAGGAGGAGCAUCUGAAAGCUGCCAUCUACCGAGCAGAUGACAAGAAGGCAAAAACAAUCUAA
Molecule: messenger RNA, 4431 nt
Organism: Rhinopithecus roxellana (golden snub-nosed monkey)
Lineage: Eukaryota; Metazoa; Chordata; Mammalia; Primates; Cercopithecidae
Product: golgin subfamily A member 6-like protein 22
Source: RefSeq, a predicted model, not a curated record